AUGGCAAUGGCUUCUACAUUAUAUUUCUUUGCAAUAUUAUUAUUCUACUACCUCAAUUUGUUUUCCGUGAAUGCAAAUUCCUACAGAGAAUUCCUGCAAAUGGGGCAAUCAGUCAGAACUUCAGACACAGUUGUUUCAUACGGUGGAAACUAUAAACUUGGAUUUUUCACAAGAGAUAGAGAUAACUCCACCAAGUACUAUGUAGGUAUAUGGUUCAAAAAGGUACCAAAUGACAAGGUUGUUUGGGUUGCCAACAGAGAUUACGCAUUCCAGACAUCUUCGGCGUUUCUUACUAUUCAACCUGAUGGUAACAUUGCGAUCAGAGAUGGACAAAUGAUGUACCUCGUGACUAAUGUUCCGAACAGCAGUUAUAGUACCUAUGCAACGCUGUUGGACUCGGGAAACUUAGUACUUUUGAACAACUCUAACAAAAGGAUUCUAUGGCAGAGUUUUAAUAAUCCAACUGAUACUCUUUUACCUGGAAUGACAAUCGGACACACCGACACAGGAUACAAUUUGUCAUUAACAUCAUGGACAAGUGCAGACGAUCCUGCUACCGGACCAUAUACUCUCCAAUUUAAUUUCGGCUCAGUGAGUCUAACUGUAAAUAAAGGUUCUAAUGUCUUGUGGAUUGAUGGUAAUUCCAAUUUAUCUAUUCAGACUGUUUUCAACCGAGCGGUUUUGGAACAGAAUAUCUACAAGGACUAUUUCAGUCUUCCAAUAUAUAGCAAUUCUAGAUUUGUAUUGGAUGUGUCUGGGGAUCUUAAAUACGAAGGUUGGUCUGAGAAAUCCAAGCGUUGGCUUUCUAUACAAUCGUCCAAGUGCGGAACAAACAAUUCGUGCGGAGUAUUUUCCAUUUGUAAUCCACGAGACCAUGAUCCUUGUCAGUGUCUAGAAGGUUUUGAACCGUUUGAUACUGAUUCUUGGGGGAAGGGGGACAGAUCAGCUGGAUGUGUCAGGCUAAAGAACUUGUCCUGCAACACUACAGAUGGAUUUGUUCGAUUCUUUUCAGUCGAAUUGCCUCCAAAUCAUGCCAACCUGAUGCUGAAUUCUCAAGCACAAUGUAACCACACUUGCUCCACCAAUUGUUCUUGUCUUGCUUUUGCUUAUGAUUUGUUUGCUGUUAACUGCAUGUUGUGGAACGAAGAAGUACUGACUCUGAAGAACAUCUCAACUGAUAAUCAAGAUGCUGAUAAAAAUAAACCAAUUUAUUUUCUCAAAGUUGCUGCCUCAGACAUUCUUACCACAAGCAAUGUAACAAAUGCAGCUAACAGACAUGGAAACAGGAAGAGGAAUCUAAUUCUAAUUGUUAUUUUGACCUCAUUUCUAAUAUUGCUUAUACUGCUUGGCUUAUUUGUUUACCGAACAAGAAAGCAAAGUAAGAAAGGGGAUGAUUUGCUAAAUUUUGAAGUAGGCAUGAGCAUGAAAGUUAAUAAAGACUCUGACAAGGGUACAAAAGUUAAAAGGAAAGAAGUCAAGUUACCACUGUUCAGUUUUGUGAGCGUUUCAGCCGCAACUAAUAACUUUGCAGACACAAAUAAACUCGGUGAAGGUGGCUUUGGACCUGUUUAUAAGGGUAAGUUAUUGAAUGGGGAUGAGGUAGCUGUAAAAAGGCUAUCUAAAAGAUCAGGUCAAGGAUGGGAGGAGUUGCGAAAUGAAGCCUUGUUGAUUGCAAAACUCCAACACAAUAAUCUAGUUAGACUUCUUGGCUGCUGCAUUGAGAGAGAUGAGAAAAUGCUUAUUUAUGAAUUCAUGGCUAAUACAAGUUUGGAUUGUUUUCUCUUUGAUGCGGAAAAAAGAGAGAUGCUAGAUUGGGGAACACGGGUUCGAAUAAUUGAAGGGAUUGCACAAGGACUCCUUUAUCUGCAUCAAUAUUCUAGGUUCAGAAUCAUUCACCGAGAUUUAAAAGCUAGCAACAUUCUAUUAGACACCAACAUGAAUCCUAAAAUAUCGGAUUUUGGAAUGGCGAGGAUAUUUAGUGAGAAUGUUCUUCAAGCAAAUACAAAUCGGAUAGUUGGAACUUAUGGAUAUAUGUCUCCUGAAUAUGCGAUGGAAGGCGUUUUCUCGAUUAAGUCAGACGUGUUUAGCUUUGGAGUCCUUUUGUUAGAGAUUAUAAGUGGCAAGAAGAAUACUGGUUUUUAUCAAACAAAUUCCUUCGAUCUUCUUGGAUAUGCUUGGGAUCUAUGGACCAACAAUUCUGGAGUGGACUUGAUUGAUUCAAAAUUGGAUGAUAUCUCCAACAAACAUUUAGUGACAAAAUACGUGAAUAUAGGACUUCUAUGUGUACAACAAAGUCCAGAAGAUAGGCCAACCAUGUCUGAUGUUGUCUCAAUGAUUGGCAAUGACACUGCAUCCCUUCCUAGUCCAAAGCCACCAGCAUUUCAAAAUGUGAGAGGUACUGAAAGUUCAAGUCUCUCUGGAAGCACUAGAGAAAACAUUUCUGUCAAUGUUGUCACAAAUUCAAUAGUUGAAGCAAGAUGA
Messenger RNA from Vicia faba (fava bean), 2481 nucleotides. NCBI's taxonomy places the organism in Eukaryota, Viridiplantae, Streptophyta, Magnoliopsida, Fabales, Fabaceae. The record is from the annotation of a GenBank genome assembly.